Molecule: messenger RNA, 2509 nt
Organism: Cadophora gregata
Lineage: Eukaryota; Fungi; Ascomycota; Leotiomycetes; Helotiales; Ploettnerulaceae
Exons: 2
Coding region: 1-2277 (758 amino acids)
Molecular function (GO): flavin adenine dinucleotide binding; NADP binding; N,N-dimethylaniline monooxygenase activity
Source: RefSeq, a predicted model, not a curated record
AUGGCACCUCACUCUGAGUCUCCAAACGGCGCGGAGACUUCUCACAGCUUCAGGGUGAAAGAACCACAAAUUUCGGUUAUCAAUGACUUCCCUAUCGAAAAGAGUGUUUUCCCAUCAGCAGCAGCAGCUCUGUCUGCCGAGGCGAAUGGUAUGCCCGAUGUUUUGCUUGGAAAUAAAGAGACUUCCAAGAGUUCAGCAAAAGUUCAAAGGAACAUGAUUGAGCUUUUACCCAAUCAGUUGGCAACAGUAGCGCAUAAAGAUGCUCAAGUUCAUCACUUUCCAAUCUCAGAUGUGGCGCAACCGAUAUCAUGCUCAGAGAUUGGCGAUCCCGAGCCUGUUAUUCAUGAACCGUCACAAAGCUCAGAUAAUAAACUUAGGAAUGCUCUAUAUCAUCAAACACAAGACUAUUUCCAGCCUUUUGACAUCGGCAGAGUCGAGAAAACCUCUCGGAAGCCCCAACACGAGAGUACACAAGUCUCUUACUCAGCUCAGCUUCAAGCCGAAGUACAGCCCAAAUCGAAACCAAGAGCACCCCUUCGGACAAUAUUUCCUGCUCUGAAAAUCGAAGAUUACCCAAUCGACCAACCUGCCCCUCUCAAGGCAAUUGUAGUUGGUGCUGGCAUCUCAGGAAUCAAUGUAGGAAUUCUACUUCCGAUCAAGAUUCCUGGGUUGGAACUUGUCAUCUACGAGAAAGCCUGUGACCUGGGUGGAACGUGGAACUCCAACAUUUAUCCUGGGGUCAAGUGUGAUGUUCCAGCAGAUGUUUACCAAAGCACCUUCUCUCCAUCGCUUGACUGGAGCACAACGUAUGCAGCAGGUGCCGAGAUCAAGGACUACUGGAAGCGCGUAGCCGAGAAGUAUGAUGUAUUGAAGUACAUAACUUUCAACAGCCUCAUAACUCACGCUGAAUGGAACGAUGGGAGGAGCAAGUGGAUCGUCCAUGUGACCACCAAUGGUAUCGACAGUACCGAGGAAACAGACUUUCUCAUAACAGCUACUGGGCACUUCAGCCAGCCACUACUACCGAACUACCCGGGGUUAGAGGAAUACGAAGGGCAUUUGCGACAUAGCUCCAACUGGGAUCCUGACUUUGACCCAACAGACAAGCGAGUCGCACUCAUCGGGAACGGAGCAUCUGGUUUGCAAAUUGUUCCACCACUCCAGAAAGCUGUGAAACAUUUGGACCAUUAUGCACGAAGUAAGACCUGGAUAGCUGGUUCGUUCGGUGGCGAAGAUAUGACAAACUUUAGACCAGAUGAAGCACGAGACCCGGCCAGAUUCCAUGAAUAUCGCAAGAAGUUGGAAGCGAAAUCAUUCAAUCGGUUCGGUGGUAUAUUACGAGAUAGCAAGAAGAGCUUGGAGCUGAGGAGCAACUUUGAGAAGCUCAUGGCGCAAAGGUUGGGAGAUAGGAAAGAAUUGCUGGACUCGAUCAUACCAGAAUUCUCGCCAAGUUGCCGCCGACUAACGCCGGGACCUGGGUAUCUGGAGGCUCUGACCAAAGAAAAUGUCUCGUACAUCAGUACUAAAAUCGAGCGUAUCACGAAGACAGGAAUCCAAACAUCUGACGGUGUACAUCGAGAGGUUGAUGCUAUCAUAUGCAGCACGGGUGCAGACAUCUCGUUCUCUACCGCCUUCCCGAUUGUUGCUCACAAUAUCAACCUCCAAACUGCCUGGCGACCAGGUGGAGAUCCUGGAUUCCCGGAUUCGUACCUUUCAAUAGCUGCCCCCAAUUUUCCAAAUCUCUUCUUGCUAGUUGGACCCAAUGCCACAGGCCCCGGUGGCACAUUCCCUAACGCGGUCGAAAACCAGGUAACUUACAUUGCUAAAGUCCUACGAAAGGUGAAGACUCAAAGAAUACGAACUAUCACUCCCACGCAAGCGGCUACAAACGAUUUCCGCGCGUAUUGCGAGUCUUUCUUUCCACGUACUGUCAUGAGCGAGAAUUGCAGUUCCUGGUACAACGGAGGAAUCGCAGGUGGGCGAAUUCAUGGCUUGUGGCCUGGGAGUGGAACGCACGCCAAUAUCGUGCGACGAGAUCCUCGAUGGGAAGACUUUGACUAUACGUACAGGAGUGGAAGUGGAAACAGAUUUGCUUAUUUUGGAAAUGGCUACAGUGUCAUUGAUGCACAGGCCGAAAAUGACCCUGAUGCGAAAGUCGACUUUACACCGUAUCUGACAAGAGAAGCGGCUGAAGGGAAAGUGGAUCUUCGGGCGUACAAUGAAUUAUGGUUUGAUGCUGGAACGGAAUGGGAUUCGCAGAAAUAUAUCAGCGCGUGAUGGAGGAUGGAAGUUUGAGCUCGCAUGUAUUGUUCUGCAAGAUGAUCGCCCCUUGAUAGAAGAACUUGGAAAGUAGUACAGUGAUAUAGAGAUUAACGUCUCAAUAGCCAUUCUGCCAAUCCUUCUAGAGAUUUUUACCGAACAAGGGUAUCUAACCCAAUAGCGCUUUGGCAUGCAGAAUUUUUGUCCCUGUUCAAUAACAAUAAAUUUAAUGUCUUGUCGCAAAUUUUAU